This is a messenger RNA of Nematolebias whitei (Rio pearlfish), 1423 nucleotides long. It is a transcript of the gene htr3b, whose product is annotated as 5-hydroxytryptamine (serotonin) receptor 3B. The record is from RefSeq and is a predicted model, not a curated record. Gene Ontology annotation, cellular component: synapse; neuron projection; postsynaptic membrane. Gene Ontology annotation, molecular function: transmembrane signaling receptor activity; extracellular ligand-gated monoatomic ion channel activity; neurotransmitter receptor activity. Gene Ontology annotation, biological process: signal transduction; regulation of membrane potential; nervous system process. Lineage: Eukaryota; Metazoa; Chordata; Actinopteri; Cyprinodontiformes; Rivulidae. The transcript is spliced from 9 exons. Bases 1 to 1368 code for a protein of 455 amino acids.
AUGUUUCUCCUUUGGCUAACAUUAGUUUUCUCAGCUCAUCUGGCUGAAUGUGUGCCAGAGAAGCCAAAAAGAUCCGCUCUGAACCAGCUGACCAGGACCCUCCUGAGGAAAUAUGACUGUGGAGUUAGACCUGUUCACAACUGGACCAGUCCUACAACCGUCUACAUAGACCUCAUACUGCAGUCUGUCCUUGAUGUGGAUGGAAAGACUCAGAGCAUCACUACAAGUAUUUGGUACAGACAGAUCUGGAGGGACGAGUUCCUCGUCUGGGACCCCGAAGAGUUUGAUGGCAUCAAUGAGAUCUCGCUCUCUUCUGAUGCCAUAUGGGUCCCUGAUGUUAUCGUCAGUGAGUUCGUGGAAGAGGGGAAGUCCCCCCCAAUCCCCUACAUUUAUGUCAACUCCUCUGGCUCAGUGAAGAAUUACAGACCAAUUCAGGCGGUGCUGGCCUGCAGCUUGGAGAUGUAUGCAUUUCCUUUUGACAAGCAGAACUGCAGCCUCACCUUUCGUAGUUGGCUUCACUCAGUGAAAGAAAUCGACCUGGCUUUGUGGAGGAGCGCAGAGGCCAUAGCUAUUGAUAAGAGGGAGUUCAUGAACGAUGGAGAAUGGGAACUCUUGUCCAUUCCCUCACAGUACUGGCAGAUCCACCAAGAUGGCGCCGACUAUGCUCAAAUCCAGUUCAACCUGUUGAUCCGCCGGCGCCCCCUGCUGUAUGUGGUUGGCCUCCUCAUCCCCAGCAUCUUCCUCAUGUUGGUGGAUGUGGUGAGUUUCUACCUGCCUCUGAACAGCGGCACACGGAUUGCCUUUAAGAUCAGCAUCCUUCUGGGCUACACUGUGUUCAGAGUCAACCUGACUGAUGAACUGCCGGCCACUGCUCUCAGGACUCCUCUCAUCGGCGUGUUCUUCGUGGUGUGCAUGGCCAUGCUCAUGCUCAGUCUCAUCAAGUCCAUAUUGGUGGUGAAGCUGCUUCAUCACAGCGAGAAGGAGGUCAAGGAAAUGUCACUGACUGCCUGCCUGCUGGACAAGUAUGGCUCAGCUGCCCACGGCUUCACCGAGAGCGCUUUCACCUCCAUCAAAACCCUCGACCACAUCAACACAUCUGGAGAUUUUGACAUUGAAAGCUCCCUAGAGGAGGAUCUGUUGUCUUUGAAUGGGAUCCAGGAACGCCCCUCUGGACUGGACUGGCUGCUCCAGGAGCUGGUUUCCCUUCGUGUAGCGUUCUCCCAGGAGGACAGCGAGUCUUCAGCUCAGGCCGAAUGGCUGGCUCUUUGUUUGCGGCUCGACUGCUUACUGUUCCGCCUUUACCUGUUCGUUCUGGCCCUGUACACAGGAACUCUGCUGCUGCUCUGGGCUGUUUGGAGCUUUGCUUGAUAUGACGACACAUGUGCUGCCAAUCAUUUAAUGCUCAACACGUCUAUAUUAAUAU